This is a messenger RNA of Leptidea sinapis, 12714 nucleotides long. RefSeq lists its product as uncharacterized. Gene Ontology annotation, biological process: lipid transport. The transcript has 69 exons. The record is from RefSeq and is a predicted model, not a curated record. Lineage: Eukaryota; Metazoa; Arthropoda; Insecta; Lepidoptera; Pieridae. Bases 67 to 12552 code for a protein of 4161 amino acids. Gene Ontology annotation, molecular function: lipid carrier activity.
UUUAGUCAUUUGGACGUCAGCGCGCGAAUUGACAUGAAGAUGUGUUGAGAUGAAGAAUAACUAAAAAUGAUAACUUUUGUUUUUUUGUGUUUGUGUGUGAAUCUAGCUCUGGGAUCAGGGAAUUCUUUGAAAGACCCUAGCGUUUGCGGUUCCCCGACAUGCACAACAUCAGGGAAGUUCAAAUAUCAAACACAUCUAUCGUAUCAUUAUGAAUACAAAGUAAAUAUUGAAACAUACUUUGCUGGAUCAAGUAAUAACCGAUCUACCUUAGAUAUCAAAACCCAGGUAGCUCUUGAAUUUAUUAGACCAUGUGAAGGUAUCCUACAUGUUUCUGAUGUGACUUUAAUAGAUCAGGAUGAGAAUUAUCCCGUUGAGAGAGCUGAAAAAUUUAUUGCAGCUGUCACAUCAUAUGAACUCAGAUUUGCAUUUCAUGAUGGUGUUGUGUCAGAAAUCUGCCCAGAGGAGGAAGAAGAAGACUGGGUUCUCAAUUUCAAACGGGCAAUUCUGUCACUCUUUCAAAAUAGCAUGAAGAGAUUUGAUAUAAAUUUUAAAGGCAUAGAACAAGACAUCCAAGGUACCUGUAAUGUGAAUUAUGAAGUGAGAGGGCAGGAGAACACUAGUCUCAUAUUGGUAAAAACUAGAGACCUGUCGCAAUGCAGGGACAGAUAUAAAUAUAUGUCGAUACUCCAAACAGUACGCUACGAUUUCCAAAGUAAAUUCCAAACAUGGCCUGUUCUGAAAUCCGAGUCCAAAUGUCGUUUGACAGUCGACCAUUUUGUGUACAAAGCGGUGAGUUGUCGGGAGAGGCAUCUGUUCGAGCCAUUCUCUGGGAAGAACUCCGGGGCCAUGUCUACUGUCAUACAGGAUCUGGUGCUUGUUCGUGAGGUGAACAAAACUGAUAGCGACACUGUGGAUAGUCAGAAGAAAUCGUGGAAAGUCAUACAGAAACGGUCGAACAUACUUCACCAUCACAUUUCGUACGGAAAAUCGGAUACAGGCGAGGUGAAAUCAGCGAGGGACGUUCUCAAACUUUUAUGUUUAGUAAAACCGAACACAGAAGAAGAUACUAUGACAUUAGACGGCAAUAUGGACAGUGGCUCAGUGGUGGGAGUGUGGGGGAGACUGGUUCGUUCCGCGAGGAAGCUGCACCAUCCUGCUCUAACACAGCUAUUGAAUAGAGCCAGCACUAUUUGUGAGACUGCAAGGAAGCACAUAUUAGAUGCUCUUCCGUACAUAGCCAGCACGGGGUCCGUCGAGCUUAUUAAGGAGAUGAUUCUUAACAAUGAAGUGAACGAGGAUACGAGACACGAAUGGCUCAUGUCUAUGGCAAUGAUUCCAAGGCCGAAAAUAGAAAUGAUCAAAAGCAUGCUUGAGCUUGUACGAAAACAGAAAAACGACAAAGUAGUUAGCUUUACAGUGUCAUCUAUGCUCCAUUCCUACUGUAGACACAGUGGGAAAUCUCUUCGUGAGUGUUGCGAAGAAGAAACGCCAAAGCAGAUUGUAGCAGAGUUUCAAAAUAUUGUCAAUGAAAUAAUCGCUAAGGGCGUUGCUAAUGCUGAGCGUGUAGAUCGAGAUAACAUAAUAAUAGCGAUCAAAGCGCUUGGUAACAUUGGUGGUUUUAAGCAGGAGUUUGCAGAUAUAUUGAUGAGUAUAAUAGGGGAUCACCUUAUACCGGUGCCGAUAAGAUUGGCAGCUAUUGACGCAUUUAGACGUACACCUUGCAUGGAGACUAGCGAAUAUUUUCUAGAGACGUACAGAGAAGAUUUAGUGGAUGUUGAGAUCCGUAUAGCGUCAUAUCUGCAGGUUAUGAGAUGUCCUAAUCUCGUAACAAUAAGGAAGAUUUUCCACGCGCUCAGAAACGAACCAGUUAAUCAAGUGGCAACAUUUGUUUGGAGUCAUUUAAACAACUUGGGCCAGUCGUCACUUCCCUCUCGCGUAGAGAUCCAGGGUCUGCUGUCUGGACACGAGAUGCCACAGCUAGAGGAUAGCCCAGACUUCAGGAUGUUCUCUAGAAAUUACGAGCAAGGAGUUUUCUUCGAUCAAUAUAACGCUGGUGGUAAUUACGAAGCCAACGUAAUAUUCUCACCGGAUUCGUACAUCCCUCGUUCUGUGGCGGUUAACUUGACUGUUGAUAUGUUUGGCGAAUCCAUCAACUUGCUUGAGAUCAAAGCAAGGGGUGAAGGCUUCGAGAGGUAUUUCGAAAGUAUAUUUGGUACAAAUGGUCCUUUCAAUAAAGAUGAAGCUGUCGAAAAGAUAAGCAAAAAACGAUUCUUUCGUUCCGUGAAUGAGGCUGAUGAGAUACAAGGGAAAAUCGACGAUAUUGGCUACAAGAAUAAUGCGCUUAAGCAUCGUUUUCCCAUGGCGGAGGUUGGAUUUAAGGUGUUUGGUAAUGAGAUUUCGUUUUGGAGCGCUGAAGGAGAUGAUGAGAUUCGAAAGGCUUUGGAGAGGAUGAAUCCGAAGUUAAGGAUAUUGGAGAUAUUGUCUGGAAAGGAGAUAUCCUACAACAAGGCAUCUCUAUUCCUGGACACAACUUUCGCGGUGCCUACUGGAUGUGGUCUACCGCUCAAUAUGAACCUCAUGGGAACCAGCUACGUGGACACAAAAAUGUCAGGAACGGUGGUGAAUACGUACACCAAGUCCGGAAAUUUAGACUUCGAGGGGAAACUUCGGCCGAGCGUUGCAGUCAACAUAGCAGCUACCAUGAGUGUUUCGGCGGGAUCGUUAGCUGUCAGCGGUAUUCGUCUGUCGUCACGACUGUACACCGCUACUGCACUCGAGGCCAAGCUAUCUAUCCGUGGACUGGGAAUGAUCAAACUCGAUCUAUCGCUGCCCAGAGAUAAGCAGGAGAUAUUUGCUGCUAAGUCCGAGCUCAUGGUGCUACAUGGAGAUGAAGAGCUGCCACAACAGGGUCUGAACAAGAACAGAAUAGAACAGAAUACUUGCAGUUGGAGUACAUUCGAUAAGGCGAUCGGUAUCAAAGUGUGUGCUGCCUAUCAGUUCCCGAAUAUGACGAACCUUCGCAACGCACCAUACUUCAUUAUGAGCGGGCCGGCCAAGUACAUCGUGUCUCUGGAGAAAGCUGACAGGUCAGCGCACACAUACGCCCUGCUCUACACGUGGACCAAGAAUGAGACCACGAAUGUAUUGGGCUUCUCUUACGACACGCCCAACAGCAAGGAGAAACGAAUGUUCAACGCGCUCCUGACUAUGUCAAACACCUCGAGUACCGCUGCCGUGACCUUCCAGUCAUCAGAGAGCACCAUCAAAGCCAACGCGCUGUACCGCAACCAGCCCUACGACAAGUCUGUGGCAGCCAGUCUGGACGUGGACGGCCGGAAGCAGUUCGACACCGUGAUGUCGUUCAAGCGGCACGACAUCAAGUAUGGCUACGUGUGGCUGCCGCACGCCUACUGGGUCCUCAAUGAUGAGAGGAUCGCGGAGUUGUCAGGCAGUAUAAAAGUGAAAUCAAAGGGCGGAGUGACGCAAUGGGAUAUCACAGCCGAUUUCCAAACGAAACAACUCGCGAGCCGUCUUAUAGGAUAUUAUACCGUAAACGGACCGACGCACGGCACAAAAUUGCAACUCGACUACCAGUUCUACAAAACUCCAAAGCAAACAAUUAAAAUCGAAGGUGUUUAUAGCGAGAGAUCUUUAAAAUAUAGACAUGACUUGUACGGUGAGUUGGCAAUGGACUUCACUGCGUAUCCCGCGUACAACUUCUAUGCAGUCCUUAGGAAUGUGAAAACUCAAAACCACUUGGAUAUCGGUUUUAAUGUGAGCUCUUCGAAGGAACUCAAGGAAGACCCAUCUUUUACGUUUGUCUUUAAACGAAUAGACAAGAUGAGCGGAAUGAAACUUUACACAGAAAUGAAUUUGAAUAAACCUAGACCGAUUUUGUUGAAGCUACAGUUUGAAGAAGUCGGUCCGAAAUACUCGGGCCUAGCUUUACUAAACUUUAACCCGAAGUCUCGCGAGAUUGUUGUCUCUGGGUAUUUGUUCGCGCCUCCCGGGACACAGUUAUAUGCGGAUGCUGAACUUAAUGUCACGUUGCCAACCCUACACCCUUGUUUACUGAAGGGGAAGUUAUUCGAGAAACGUCCGAAUGAAUUUCAAGUAAAUGCUAAUGGGGUAUGGUUUACGGGCGUGGACUUCAACGUAGACGCAGUGUAUCAAGACCAAUCGAAGACCAAUAUGGCGUCGCAUCGUCUCAAAGUGUUGAUAAAUAGCAACCAUUUCAAAGAUAUCGCUGUUGACGCGAGGUUCACUCAGGACAAUCGGCAGAUCACAUUUAUUGCUGAGGGUGAAUAUAACUCGGAUACGUACAAGAGUUUGGUUCGGUAUCUGCUGCUCUCGGAGCAAAACUUCACAGCCUACGGUGAAAUAGACGUCAGCGGGAAAGCGUACAGCGUGAACUUGAACGCGGAUUUGAACAAUAACACUAAUGUCAACAUGGACAUACAUUUUGAUCAAUUACGCGACAUCCAUGUAUCCUACCUGCGAGUCUCGAAGCCGACUCAAAAGCGACUGAGUGCAUUGUUCAACUGGGACGCCAACCGCGACCCCUCGCAAAAGGUGAGCGUGGAUGCGACGCUCAACCGCAAGGGAGACUGGCACCACUCAGGACACGCCACGCUGCACUACCCGGGACAAGUUGUGAGCGGGGAAUUUGAUUUCUUACUUAAAGAUUGGUUUUGCGAGUGGUUAGUACGCGCUGGUUGGGCCAACCCGACCUCCAUAGUUUGGCGUGUGAAGGCCUACUCCGAGGCACACGAGCACACGCUCUAUGCCUUACUCUCCCGCUUGCAAACUCCCUUACCGUCGUGGCGGGACAGCAGUUUUGAUGUCAUGUGGCUGUACAAGGACAAUCUUCAAUCAUUAAACGGAAGUAUGAAAUGGCAAGAAGACUAUCUAGAUUUCGGCCUUCUCGCCGAUUAUCUGUUCACUGCAAACAAGUUCUACGGCGAAAUUAACGCCAAAGUCAAUUCUUCUAUCGCAACGUUGCCAAAAGCGUCGGCCGUUGCGAAACAUACUGUGGAAUGGAAGAAGAAAGUUGAUACUUUGCUCAGUUUCCAGUACAACGAAGACGGACUAUUGAUGAUCAAUUCGUCGUGGGCACUUGACAAAGGACAAAAGGAGAACAAUGUAACGGGACUUGUGACUAUUAUCACACCCUUUCCGGGCUACACAAAAGGAUAUUUGAAAACCGCAUUUGUUUUUGGACACAAGCGUGACAUCAAUGGCGUCACGGAAAUGGAUUUAGAAGGAAGUCUGGUCAGGAUUGAUGUGAACGGUCACAUGCGUCGGAUCACGAACUGUAUGCUCAUAGUGAACGUAACGCGUGACGCGACCAUUCGUAGUACGGCACGCUUUGGAUUCGUGGAAGCGAACCGCCAUCUUGUUGCCAUUGUCAUCACGCCUAACUCCACGACUGGUGUCGAAGUGCUGCUUCAGCUGGUAUCGAUGCAGGAGUUCAACAUACUUGGACACGUGGCGCUGCCCAUACAAUAUCUUAACAGGGCUAUCUUGACUGCGAAACGAGCUUCCGAAGAGCUUGAUUUUCGUGUUGGUUGGGACUCAAUGGACUUCGGUUUCACUGGCAUCUGGCAAUGGCGGUCUCUGUCAGACUUCGUGUAUGUUUACAAGCUGUAUACUCCUCUGGACGGCUUCGAGGAGAAUGGGCUGGUCUUCAAGAAUGUGUAUCGGCAGGGCUUGGAUACUGAGCUCUCGGUUCGCUUGUCUAAGCAUAAGUUUGGCAUUACAAUACUUCUGGUGGACAAUGGGAAAGGAUUAUUGGACAUCAUUCAGGACCGCAUUGAACACAAGCCGAGCAACCCGGAUAUGCUUGUUGAGAAUUUCGACACCGAGGCAUCUAUAGCACUUGACACGCUAUACUACCCGACUGUUAAUUUCCACGCACAUAUCAAGAAGAUAGUGGGAAAAUACGAUGAAGAUAUAAUAGAAGCGAACGCAACACUACAUUUGCCUGACAAGACGCCAAUUAUUCUUAAUGAUGUCUUUAUUUUGGAGUCGUACACAACAAUGCAUAACAGGCUGAACAUAAUAACGCCGUUCCAAAUGAUGAAGGAGAUAAAGUCUGUGUACACCAUGGACAUCAUCAUCGGAGAGAAGAUGAAUGUCACCUGCGUAGCGCUGUUGUACAACGGCACCUAUUGGCACGAGAUAUCAUACAAAAUCUACUACGAAUACGAGAGCGGAGAAGACGAUGCGUACGAGUCGUACCUGGCGUCAGUGGGCGUGGCCACGCCUCUAGCGGUGUUGCCGGCGCUGGAAGCACGCGUGUCCGCCCGCCUAGAGGACGCACUCUGGAAAAUGGCCGCCGAUAUUGCUAUGCCCUCGUUUACCGUUACGGCAAUCGCUAGCUUGGAGCUUGAUGAUCCGUUCGUUGAGACAUCUGGAAGCUUGAACUUAACAUCGGUGUAUUUGGAAGAUUACUUCAUUAAGAUGGAGUUCAAAAAAGAUAUUUCUGACGCAGAGAGUUCUGUGGGCGGCGGGAUUCAAGUCUUACAAGGGGAACAUAACAAUUACGUAUUUGCUGACGUAGUAUGGCACCCACCACCAUCACAAAUCAUCCGCUUCAAGACUCGCGGCGCUCUGUCCCCCAUCCUGUCACCGGCUGAGCUGACCUUCCUCUACAGCAAUGAAGACCAACAGAAGACUGUCGCGGUCGACUUCAACAUUGAAGACAGCGAUUACUCACUCAAAGCCAACCAGUGGCCCACGUCUUUGAACGUCGCACUUAGCAGUCCGCAUAAGGGAUUCAAAGUGAUAAAGAUAGUGAGUGAAUUCGAAGGCGAUGAUAUAAAGGGGUCAUUUGUGACCGAUACAACAGAGUAUGGUAUCACGGGGAAAAUCAUCAAUCGUGAAAAUCCUUUUGAGCUGUCUCUCACGCUGGUCCCCAAAGGACAAGGACAGCCGAUAACAAUCCGCGUAAAAAGCGAGCAAUCGCCGACAGUAUUCGGUGUGUCGGCGCACGUGGCAGGACCGGUCCAGUCGACCAUCCACGCUCGACUUGAAACCGAGAAAAAUUUCACCGACAUAUACUUUAAGGUGGACAUUCCCCAAGCGAAGGGUCGGGAGAUAUACAUGAAGUCCCGCGUAGAUGUGUACCCGGGACUGCGGAGAGUUGUCAGCUUACAAGCGGCCUCACCAAUGCAGAAGCUCAGCUUUGUUAAGGCGGACACUGAUUUCCUGUUCGGUCCAAAGAGUGGCUACUUGGUCGGCAAAUAUGAAUUACCAGAUAUGAAGGGAGACGGUGAUCUUAAAUGGAGUUUCCUGCUCGGUGACUUAUAUAUACGGGCAAUGGGGCAUCAGCUGGUCAAACAAAUCCAGAGGAGCGUCGACUUGGACAUAUACUUUGGUAACAACACCGCGCCAGAUGGUCUACCCAAGACCAAUGCUGGGUUCAGGAUGGACUUAGAUCGAGUUUGGCAGAUCGGCGCAAACUGUUCCUUUGGUUUGAUAAUGGACAAGCGAUUGAGUUUAGAGAUCAAUGCAAUCCUUCCAAAGCCGAACGUAGACGUGCACACGCUUUGCAUUGACGGGUCGCUCGGCAACGCGAAGAAACCAGAUCAUAAUAUACGAGCGAUGUAUACCACUGAUGUCACUAAGAUCGUAGCCGGACUACAAGGAAAGGUGCUCCAAUUACCAGAGAGUUUCGAUGCAAAUGCCACAGUCACGUGGACCGCAAAUUCGGUCUAUAAGAACGUCAACAACGUGGUUUCAUACAAAUGGGACGUGAACGGUUCUAAGAUCGUAGAUUAUACGUUGUACACGCCCAUGUACCACGCGGAACCCAGCUUCACACUCGUUGGCUCCUACCAGAAAGAUAUGUUGAGGAAAUAUCAUGUUGUUAAAGGCCGCAUGCAUCGCCCGGGCAGCUGUCAGGUAGGCGAGGUAGACGUGCGUUACGGCGGCGUUACACACACAGAUGGCCAUUUCAACAUGACCACACCCUUCCAGACACUGCCGUGGCUCAAGUCCAUAUUUGAUGUUAACAAUCUAGAAGAAACAUCAGACAAUAAAAUAGAAGUAUUUUGGCCUAACAAAUCCGCCUCAGUCAAUACGACGCAUGCCUAUCAAAAACAAGAGCCAGGUUUCACACAAACGGGAACAAUUUCGCUUUCAAUUCCAUUGAGCAGUCAACACUUAGUGAACACGCAGUACUUCUACGUAGAAGGCGACAAAUGGAGCAAUGGAAACGGAACAAUAGAUUUUGAUUCGGAACGGUUUGUUAAGGCGGCCUUCAAUCAAAUUCUGAGUAAGAGUGAAAGGAAUUUAGACCUUGCAACGACAGACAUAGAGGUGGAAAAUGAACAUACGCCUGUUGGAAUAAAGUAUAUACAUGAAUACGACAAUACGGGUAAUACGUAUGUAAAACAAGCCACAGUCUUCCACCUGCAAAACGCCACCAGAUUCAACCUGACCGGGAAACUUGACGUGGAGACAACUGAACGCGGGAAAGAUAUGACUUUUACGGCCAUUCAGGGAAAUCGGACCUGGGCCUUUGAGAACAAGUACGAGGCUGUCGAUAAGGAGCUGAAGCAAGGCAGCCGAGUCACGUGGGCUGAGGAUAUCUGGAUCAGAUACCAGUUACACGUCACUAACAUGAGUGUGGAUGACACAGAAUCGCAAAAAAUAAUAAUGGACGUAGAGUACCCAAUGCGUACGUUCCAAAUAUCUGCGAUAUAUCGGCUGCAAGACACGUUGCUAGACGGCAAGGCUGAUCUGCUGUGGAAUGUGCGCGCGGAAAAUAAAACGGCAGAGAUCACGGGACGAUGGGAGAACCCCGCUGUGAUUGAAGGAAAUAUGCACGAUGUAUUCUUAGCUCUGUCACAUCCUUCGUUCAAGAAGGAUGUAACAUUAAAGGGAAAAUAUUUAAGUACACCGGCUGUAAUGUCCAAUGUUACACUGGAGUUACAGUAUUCCGACUACGAAAAUGAAUAUCUCAAACUGAAUUCGAUUCUAACCGACAAUUCUGAUGGACCAACGAGAGACUACAAAUUCGCUUUGAAAUGUACGCAUCCUUCCACGAACUUAGAUUUGGAUAUGAAGUCCGAUAUAAACAUACACAGUCGGUGGUACCAUCUUAGCAACUACUACAGGUUCCAGAAGACGCUGUUUUAUGAGAAGCUGAGGAGUAAUAAGCUGCUGGUCGAUUUGAACUCGAAUGCUAUAAAUUGGGAGCGAGCAAACGAGACAUAUUACUACAUAGUGAACGGUACCUGGUCGUUGUACUACCCUCAGUACCAACUCCGCGGAACUGUGCAGAAACCAAACGCAAACGACACUAUUUUCGCGCAGCUUUCGAUGGUCGAUAAGGCGAUGGUCGCUCACUACAACAGUACAGAUGAUAUUUCGUACCACAUGAUCGGCGAAAUCGUCGAUACCCGGUCUGCGAAACUCAACGCUUGGCGCAACUAUGACGAUGUCACAACCGUAGACUUAGCUUCCUACAUCCGUUUGAACCACUCGCGACUUCUAACCAGCUCGUUCGUCUGGCGACCAGAAAUCUUCGCCGAAGUCAAGUCCCAGGCUGUUUAUUCCCUCAAACUGCUGUACGCCCAAGUGAAUGAGACAUUGGUCGUUCUCAAAGAAGCGCCAAUGGAGGCACAUUUAGCGCUGCGCAAUAUUUGGAGCGAUGCAAAACCGCGUGUACGCGAUUUGCUUGAUGAUCUCAACGAUUUGCACGUAAUUAAAGAUGAUCUUGAUGAGUUUGAAAGAUUCCUUAAUGAAUCUUACAACAAUAACGACUUCUAUGUAAAAGACAUUGUUGAAUUUACGUAUUUUGUACUAGAUGAGAUGGCUAUUAGGAAUCAUUUGGAGAAUUUGCCCGGAUUUGUAAACGAUAUGUGGGGAAUAAUGGGAAACACGAGCCAGUCGAUCAAAGAAAGUCUCACGUACGUCGUUGAUUCUAUCAAAAAGGCUUACACGAACUUCUUGGAGGCGGUCAAUAAGAUUCUCGAAGCCGACCUAAUGGAGCUGGUCUCUGACAAACUGGAGGCAAUGAUACUCCAGUACGAUACCUUCGUCAGGGAUCUUCACAUGCGGUUUUUGGAGUUCUGGGAGGACACCUGGGUGAAUGCCACGACAAGGUUGUCCAAAUAUUGGCAUGAACUGCUGAAGUCCAUUGAGCCAUUGUUUUUCAAAAUGCUGCACUACACGGAAGCAUUUGUGAUUGCUAUUUGGAAGGGCGUAAUGGACUUCUUCCACGAGAGGACACAUGAGCUAACGGACACGCCGUACUUCAACUAUGUGUCUACUUUUGGACAUGAAAUGGACAGAAUAUACAAAGACUUAAUGAACGACGACAUUAUAACAAACAUAAAGAAGUACACGCGAAAGUUCUGGAACGUGCUCUGGAGCAAGAUAGAGAAGUACGUACCGUUCACGGAGGAAGUGAGACAGCUAUACCGCGAGUUCAAGAACGCGUGGGAGAACUUCCUGAAGAUACCGCAGGUCGUCUACGUCAGGGAGAAGUACAACGAAGCGUACUACCGCCUCAAGUGGUGGUACGACUACUUCAUGAUCGGCGAUGCGUUGGACGCGAUUUGGGACAUUCUGUACGAUAAACUCGCAGACCUGGCUAAGACGGCGCUACAGUAUGAGGAAAUUCAUCGAACGCCAAAGACAAAUUUCAUUUUCGAUCCGAACGAAGGUAAAAUACUCCUCGAGCAGAAACUGCCAAUGUCUUGGCACGCCUUCAACCAGACGCCAGACUUCACGGAGAUAGCGGAGUACAAAGCCGUCAGGGACUUUAUGGACGAGUGGCUCACGAGCAACAGGAGUAUAUGGGCGUAUUAUUACGAGAUUCGACCUUAUUUGGACUUCAAUAACAUCAUACCACCGUUUUCUGGUAUCGCCAUGAUGAGCGGUCAAGGAACGCUGGUAACAUUCGACAAACGAAUCUUCACGAUAUCUGAUCCUGGGACGUUCCUGCUCAGCAAGGAUUACAAACAAAACAACUUUACCAUUCUCAUGGAGAGCAAUGACAAGGGCCAAUACGACCUGGUUAUACUCACCUCUAAGAGUCUCAUAUACAUAGACUUGUAUACGGAGCAAGUUUCCCUUGGCAAGUCGAACCCUUUGAGUUUGCCUGCCGCAGUGGAUGGUGUGGUGGUGGACAGACAGACAGACACCAUCGCGGUGGAGACACGCUCUGGACUCCACGUGCAGUGCAACCUUCUCUUCAGGACGUGCAAGCUGCAAGUUUCUGGAUGGUUCUACGCGUCACUCGGUGGUCUUCUCGGCGCUUACAACAACGAACAGUUUGACGAGUUGCAACUGCCAAACGGAACUAUACACAGCGACGUAUCUCAAGUGGCCAAGUCGUGGCUGAUACGUCACUCGAGCGCCGCGCCGGCCAAGUGGCACACGGCCAAUGACACUCAGUGCGCCAAGUUCUUCAUGAACAAAGUGUCGCCUCUACAUCCUUGCUUCACAGUGAUAGACGCUUUGCCGUUCUACGCCGAAUGCUCGCGCGGAGUGGACGCAUGCUCGCUGGCGAACUCCUACCUCGAGCUGUGCUCGCAUCAACACGUGCCGACUCAUAUACCUGACCAUUGUGUGCAAUGCAUAACGCCCCAAGGUGACGUGGUCGAGGAAGGGUCAUUCCUAGAGUUGCAAGAGACACCGAAAUCUGCUGACAUCGUGUUUGUCCUGGAGGCGCAGUUCUGCAACAAGAAUAUCCGUAAAGUGAAGAACAUCGACCUCUUCAUCGAUACAUUUGACAGUAAAUUGCAGGAAAAUGGCAUGUCCGACAAUAGAUACGCAGUUGUGGCGUACGGUGGUCGCGGUUUGUACCGUCGUCCUCGCGCCCUAUAUUUACGCAACACUUUAUUCGCGGGACCCGUCGACAUCCCGCGACACUUCGACGCGGUACAGAUCGAAAAGCAAGACUCAGUGCGCGGCAAGAAGCCGCAGCGAGCGGACGUGUUCGACGCGCUCCGGUUCGCGAGUGCGUUGCCCUUCCGACCGGGAGUGCCGCGGACCUUGUUGCUGAUGCCGUGUACUGGCUGCGACACCACCGACACUGAUUUGGAUUAUUCGACAAUAUACCAUAACCUGAUGGAGAACUGGAUCACCCUGCAUAUCCUGAUGGAUGAUGACUUUACGUUGUCUAAGAAAAGGGUCGCCAAGUACUUAUUCGGUGUGGACAGCAAUUCAGCGUACACGAAUAAGGAUUACGAACGAUUGGUCGGCGAUUCGAGCCUUAGGAAACAAGUGAAGCUGCCGAAAGAGAAACUGGGUUUGUGCACAUCACUUGCACUUGAGACUAACGGUACGAUAUGGGCCGGUUCGAAGCUGACCGGCGAGCGCGGGUCUGCGCGGCGGUUCUCGUCCGUGUGCGGGGCGCGGGCGGCUCGUGCGGGCUCGACCUGUCCCGCGCCGCGCUGCGAGUGUCGCGCCGCACUGCUGUACUGUCGACCCUGCGCCAGCAGGGACCCGUUGGAGCUUGCGUUUUGGAACUCUGACGACAUCGACGACCUCAUAGACCUGGCGAUGGACCCCCCGACGCUACCUGUCUAUAGCUGAUGAUACAUAGUAACCAUUUAUUAGUUAAAAUUGUUAUUAAAUGUCAAAUAUGUGAUGAGCAUUAUUAUGAGAAUUAUUUUUGUAUUAUGGUACAAUUUUAUUGUUUUAUUUUGUAAAUCUUGAUUGUGAUUGGUAGGAUUUAAUAUAUAUUAAUACACAAAG